Bolinopsis microptera is the source of this 2857-nucleotide messenger RNA. Its product is annotated as UBX domain-containing protein 4-like. NCBI's taxonomy places the organism in Eukaryota, Metazoa, Ctenophora, Tentaculata, Lobata, Bolinopsidae. Gene Ontology annotation, cellular component: endoplasmic reticulum. The coding region runs from base 93 to 1874 and encodes 593 amino acids. Gene Ontology annotation, molecular function: protein binding. The transcript has 14 exons. The record is from RefSeq and is a predicted model, not a curated record.
UUUUAAUUGAUCUCUCCAUUGUAUAAUAUUUUAAAUUCUAGAUAGUUGAUAAGUUUAAAGAAUUUGUUAACAUUUAUUUUUGAUCACACAGGAUGGAAUGGUUUCAGGGCUCCAUAGAACAGGCUAUAAAGCAAGUCAGGGAAGCAAGUUCUCUCUUGUGCGUUUUUAUCAAAGAUGAUAAAGAAGCCAGUACUGAGAUGACGGAUGCUAUCUCAGCAGUCUCCCACGUGUUCCAAGGUCACACUUCUAUACAGCUAGUGUAUGACACGGCAACGUGCAAGCAGUUCUCGGUGUACUAUCCUAUCUUAAUAGUUCCCUCAAUUUAUAUUGUGGACGGCAGUGGAGUCAACCUUGCAGUUAUCGCUGACAAGAACAAGAUUGUCAACAUCCUUAGUGAAGUUACUCAAAGCAGAUCUCUUCAACCAGCUCCAGCAGUCGCCCCACAAGCCGCCCCCUCAGUGGUACCUACAACAACACCACAGACCUCCCCAGCCGAUCACGACAUCUCCACCACUGUUACUCCUGAAUCUAUCGGAGCUUUGAUCGAUAGGAGUAGUGGUAAUGUCCCCACUGUGGUUAAUGGUAGUGUUCCUAGUACCUCCAGCGGGAUCACUGAUGCUCAGAAGUCUCUCGAAGAACAAAAAGAGAGGGCUCGUCAGAUAUUAGAAGAGAAGCAAAUGAAGGACCAAGCUGCUGCUGCAGAAGAGUUGAAGGAAAAAGAACGAAAACGAAGAUUGGAGGGUCAGGCGAUCGCCGAACAGAAGAAAAGAAAGGAAUCCGAAGAAAUGAAGCGACAUUCCGAGUCUAUCAGACGAGAUAAGGCUUCGCAAAAAGCUGAAAUGGAGGAGAUUCGAGCACAAAUUGCACGUGACAAAGCCGAGAGGAGGGGAGAGAAGUACACGCCUCCUGUUGCAGCGCCCUCAACUGCUCCUUCAACUCCCUCCCUCCCGGAAGGUAAGGUCAGGGUACAGAUCAAAUUCCCAGCAACUGACAGCACUUUGGCAAAGACAUUUGAUGAAACUGAUUCUCUCGUAACUGUUGUUGAAUAUGCAAAAGAGCAACUUAAAAAGGACAACUUUACUCUCUGGAACACCUUCCCACGGAAACAGUUCAAAUCAGCAGACCUCAACCAAAGUCUAGAGAGUCUGGGACUGAAAGGGAGCGUUUCUCUAUUGGGAAUGAGCGGCAAGGGAUACACUCCCGCCCCCACUCCAGUACCAGAGGAACAACCCUGCUCUUCCACUGCUGGAAACUUUUCUAGCAACUCCAAUGACAAACCCUUGUCCCAAACAAGAAUACAGUUUAAGAAAUCUGACGGAACUUCUCUGUUACAUAUAUUUGAUAAAGAUACUCUACUUGUUGAUGUUGUCAAACACUUUCAGAAUGAAUGCGAAGAUUUGGGUGAUAGUGUAUUGUGGAGCUUGUAUCCUAGAUACGAGAUAACACACGACCACGUGCAGCAAACCCUCGCGCAACUCAACAUGUGCCCUUCUGCAGUGAUAUUCGUGCUACCACCUAGCAACCAAACAUCUACUAACCAGGUGGGGACAGGUAGUACCGGAAUGUUCUACGAGCUACUUUUGACCCUGAUACAGCUGCCGAUCAACAUUCUGCAGUAUUUAAAGAACAUCCUGUUUCCAGCCAGACCCUCAGCACGGCCCCGGCCCCCUCCCCUCACCCCCACACCGUCAGAGACUGACGGGGGCUCCGGGGGCUCCACCCCUCUCGACACUAAUUCUUUGCCAGACAGUAAUUCUGAUGGACUAAGAAAGCGAACUAAACUUGACGGAAAUGUGACCAGACUAAGUAAUAAUAGUGCAAACGGUGAGGACGAUACCAACACGUGGAAUGGCAACAGUACGCAGCUCCAAUAACGUAACUACGGAAACAGUACGCAGCUCCAGUAACGUAACUAUGGCAACAGUACGCAACUCCAGAUGUGUUUACUACCUAGUACCUAUGUAGUGACUGGAAUGUAAACGUGGUUUAAAAAUGUGUAGAUAAGGGUAUACUAUCGCAUAAUUAAUAUUAAAUAAUUAUAUAACAUACUUAUGUGAAAUGUUCUUGAAAUAAAUUUACUUGGGACUUGAUAUCUUUUGGGUCUUUGUUUCAGAAUUAAAAGUCACGUUUUAGUUUAGCCUUCUUAAAAAAUAAAGUAACUUUAUUUUCAUAGUACUGUUAAUGUUUAUCAGAUUUCAGUUUCAAUUACAGUCAGUCAAUUUUAAGUUGCUGAUAUUUCAGUUAUACAGUUUUCGUUUAGUAUUAAGAACUCAACUUUGAACACUUUGUUAUGAAGACUAUUUGUCCACAAAAAUAUAAAUUUCCAUAAUAAAUGAAUUCUAAUUUGUUAGCUGUAUCCAAAGAGAUUUUGCAAAGUAAUGACUGUCAGUAUAUUUUCGGCUCAGAUUGGUGUAAAAUGUAAUUUCAAGGGGGUUCGUAAUUUGAUCACCUACAUUACCCAUCUUGAAGUUAAAGUAGGUUUUAUCAGGUUUAUGAGCAAGCAGAAAGCAUUUAUGGUUUAUCUGUAGAGUUUUCAUUGCAAUCAGCAAAAGUGGCGAAGUUUUGUGAAGUUGUUAAAAUUAAAAUUUCGUGUUUUUCCCAUCUCAAAUAAACUUUGGUAAGGAGUGGUUAGAUAUUCCGUGUAGUUUACUUGAGUCCGUGCAUUUGUAAUUAAUCUAUUUAAUGAACUUCAGACUUGAUUUAUUAAUCCAAAUUGUUUAGCGUCUCACUCCGAGUUUUCCAGAGAGAAUUCAUCUUUGUAACAAAUCAUAUUCGAAACUGCAAAUCUUGCUGGCAUAUUCGAUUUGAUUUAUAAAAAUGGAAUAUUCUAGACUUCGAAUCACGUUUAAUGUAAUCA